CGAUGCAAAGUUCUCCAUUUUCUCCAUCUUCGCCAUUCGUGUUUUGCAUCCGUUGUUGCUGUUUAAUAACGAAAUUUUCUAAAAGAAAAACCGCAAAAUCUCCAACAAAAACGUUUACCACUAACCGUAUCUCGAAUUUAAGAUGAGUUCUGAAAACGAAAGUGUUUCUCCUCCAAUGAACAUCGAAAAGUACUCUCUUGUGCUUGUGGACGUUGCCGGCACAACCACUUCCAUCAACUUCGUAAAGGAUACACUAUUUCCUUUUGUCACCAAACAAGCUGAACCUUUUCUUCAAAAAAAAUGGGAAGAAGAAUCUAUUAAAGAUUGUAUCAAAUUAAUCCAAGAAGGAGAUGCCAAUUUGGAUCUGGCAGCCGCAGUAGAACGUGUCAAAGCCUUGACCCAAGAAGAUAGCUCCAAUAAAGGUCUGAAAACGCUUCAAGGGUUAAUCUAUAAAGAUGGUUAUGAAAAAGGUGAACUUAAAGCACACGUUUUUGAUGAUGUUCCUGAAGCUUUUGAAACUUGGGCCAAAAAUCGACGCAUUGCUGUCUACUCUACUGGAAGCGUGGAUUCACAGAAGUUGCUUUUUAGUAACACAGUUAAAGGAGAUCUUUCUGCACAUAUUUCUAAAUAUUUUGACCAAUCUGUAGGACCCAAGACUGAAGCUGAAAGUUACAAGACUAUAGCGAAAGAAACUGGAGCUAAACCUGAAGAAAUCGUCUUUAUUACUGACGAUCCUAAAGAAGCGACAGCUGCUAAAUCUGGAGGACUGGCGACUGUCUUAAUGAUCAGAGAAGGCAAUUCUCCUCUAUCAGAUGAGAUUUCUAAAGAAUUUACAACCGUUAAUUCCUUUAAAGACUUAGAAGUUGAUAAAGCUUCCAAGCGAAAAAUUGAAGAGGGGCCUACAUCAGAAGAGGCGCCACCUUCAAAAGUUCCUAAAACUGAUGUGGAAGAAAAACCAACUGAAGAAAAAGCAGAGUCAAUGGAAAUUGAUGCUGGAAAGUCUGAAACUACUGAAACUGCCAAAAACGAGACUGAACAACAAACGGAAAAGACUGAAAGCAAAGAAGAGACUAUCGAAAUCACAGAACCUGAAGAAAAAAUGGAAACAGUUGUUGCAGAAGCAAAAGUAGAAGUAGCAACUGAAGAGACUAACACAACAACGGAGCAAGAAAAACCAAAAGAAACUGAAGAACCAAAAGAAACAGAACCAGACGCUAAACUUGGAGAAACUAAAGACGCAACUCAGGAUUCUAAACCGGCAGAAGAGGCUAAGGUAACUGAGAAACCCGACGAUACUGAGAAACCUGUAGAAGAGGCACAAGUGUCGGCAGAAACAUCUAUUGAAGAAACCCCUGAAAAGACUGCAGCAGACACAAGCGACACGCCUGUGGAAAACAGUGAGGGAAAAACCGAAACUGUGGAAAAAGCUGAAGAAAAGGAAAAUAAGAGUGUCCUUGCCAAUGGGGUUGAGAACGGAAAGGAAGAGAGUGAAACUGUUACUGAUGCAGCUGAAAGCACUGAAGUCAAAGUCGAUGAAGUGGUUGAAAAGAUCGAUGAAACUGAGGUCAAAGUGAAAAAAUUAGAAGAGAGUGCUGAAAGUAAAACAGUAAGUGUGGAGGUCUAAUAUUAAUUUUUUAUUUGUUCCAUAUUUAUACUAGAUGUAUUGUAAUAUUGUAGUAUUCAUUUUUUUUUCUUUUCUUCUGUUAUUUAUUACCAACGUUUCUCUAGAUAUCACAUCUAAACGAAUGUAUUGUCGAGUAUUCGUAAGUUUCUUGGUUUGUACCGUCAAAAUUUCAAUUUUCAAGUGCCAAAAUUUUUAUUGGAAUUAAGACUGGACCCAAAGACUGUUUUUUUAAUCUCACUUUUGUGAUACUCAUUUUAAGACUAUUGAACAGUAUUAAAUUUCUGUCACUCAUUAUUUAGCGUUUUGUCCUUAUUUUAGCUAUGUAGCUCGCUUUCUUAAUCACAUUCCUAAUGACUAUAUUGGUAUGGUUAUUUUUUAAUAUGAACGCAUAUACUUAAUAUACCUAGUUUUGUAAGACAAUUCGUUUCCCGUGUUCCACGUUUGUUCCAUUUUUAUGGCUCAUAAGAUUGUGAUAUAAAAAAUUCGAAAAUUUUGGAAUGCUACAUUGCGUUUUGUUUUUCUUGUGAUUUGAGUUUUAGUUAAGCAAUAGUGAUGGUGUACAGGCCUAAUGUAUAACUACAGUUCAUUGUAUACGUUACUUAGCAUCUUAAUAAAAUUUUUGUAGUGUUCUA
Messenger RNA from Tribolium madens (black flour beetle), 2256 nucleotides. It is a transcript of the gene Enoph, whose product is annotated as enolase-phosphatase E1. The record is from RefSeq and is a predicted model, not a curated record. The coding region runs from base 143 to 1624 and encodes 493 amino acids. Lineage: Eukaryota; Metazoa; Arthropoda; Insecta; Coleoptera; Tenebrionidae. The transcript is spliced from 5 exons. Gene Ontology annotation, molecular function: acireductone synthase activity; magnesium ion binding.